GAAAAAUUUCGUCCAACAACCGCCCUCCUUGGGCUAACACCAAGCCCGCCAAUUUCGGAAUGGGAGCAGCCUCCACACCACCAGCUCCUCCAGCUCGUCCAGUACUUCCGGUACCAUCAAGGGUACCACGGAUUCAUCCAAGGCUGUUGAUACCACCACCACCUCCUCCAUGGUCCCAACCGCUCGACGAUCCGGGGCCUCUGGAGCUUGCUCCGGUUGACUGGGACCGGGUCCUUCAACAACAGAAGGAUGGAUUUCUUUCUUGUGCGCCCUCAUAUGAGUCUACUCGUGAGCCCUCAUACCGUGACUGUCAACCCGGUUAUGAGCUCCGAUCUCCGCCCCCAUACCAUCCCGGCAACCAAGCUCCGUACCAUGACGACCAACCUGGCCGUGAGCCCCAAUACCCGCCGCCCUCUUACAGAAUGCAGACCUCAUAUUUUUCCCAUUCCUAUGAUCCUUGCAGCCGCCAGCUCGCUCACCAACUCACUGAGGAGCAACACGCUGAGAAACAGCCCGCUGGCAAACCCGCUGGCAAACCCGCUGACCAACCCGCUGGCAAACCCGCUGACCAACCCCCUGCGAAACAACUAUUUCGCCGCUUGGAUUUUCCAAGCUGACCAGCAGCCCGCUGAUCAACCCGCUGAGGAGCAAUCCGCCGAGAAAACCGCUGAGCAACCCGUUCACCAGCCUGCUGAGAAGCCCGAUCGCCGCUGGAAUGCCCGUAGCGAGCCUCUCCCCAUGUCUCACAAGCAUCGGAAAACAACAAAACAACAAUUAUCGGAGGAACUACAACGCCGAGAGGAAUUUGAAAUCGAUAUGGUAUCAGAGUCUAAUGACCGAUUUGUCCAUGAACAGACCCAACAGACCCAACAGGCUCAACAGGCUCAACCUGCUGACCAACCCGCUGAGAAGCAACCCGCCGAGGAGCAACCGGCUGAGAUGCUCUCUGAGGACCAACCCGCUGACCAACCCCCUAAGAAGCAACCAGAUCGCCGCUGGAAUGCUCAUAGCGAGCCUCUCCCCAUGUCCCACAAAAGAGGCCGCACACAUAGGGAAACAACAUCGGAACUAGAGUCGACGAUUGCGAAAUUCACAAAAUAUGCAAAGGAGAACAGUGCGGGUGCCAUCUCCCUCGCCCCCCGCGAGCAACGGCCUGUUACGCAUGCCAGCUUGCCAAAGUGGCAUGUAGACCUGCAAUAG
Messenger RNA from Neurospora tetraspora, 1200 nucleotides. RefSeq lists its product as uncharacterized. Lineage: Eukaryota; Fungi; Ascomycota; Sordariomycetes; Sordariales; Sordariaceae. The record is from RefSeq and is a predicted model, not a curated record. The transcript is spliced from 3 exons. The coding region runs from base 250 to 1200 and encodes 316 amino acids.